Pseudomyrmex gracilis is the source of this 4226-nucleotide messenger RNA. Its product is annotated as netrin receptor UNC5C. Lineage: Eukaryota; Metazoa; Arthropoda; Insecta; Hymenoptera; Formicidae. Bases 717 to 3644 code for a protein of 975 amino acids. Gene Ontology annotation, molecular function: protein binding; netrin receptor activity. Gene Ontology annotation, biological process: netrin-activated signaling pathway; motor neuron axon guidance. Gene Ontology annotation, cellular component: membrane. The transcript has 11 exons. The record is from RefSeq and is a predicted model, not a curated record.
UUCCGCGCUACGAGUCAGUUGGCCGACAUGAGCCGCGCGUGCUGGGGGCUCUGGGUGUUUAUCCGCUCUUAACGGCUAAUCUCGAAACGCGCGUAACCCCUCGUUACAUUGGGACGUGCGCGUGCACGUACCCGCUCUCGUGAAACGUACACGAGGGGUGAAGCACACGACAUUUCUCACAGUUUGUACCUGCGAAAGGGACAGAUUUGAAUUGUUCGUACUCCGAUUUUUCCAACCGUUUGGAUAGUUUUUUUUUUCCCCCCCGUACAAACGGAGAAAGAGAGAGAAAUUUUAGUGUGUUCUUUUCGCGUGCCCGGGAUUGGCUGCUUUAGGGGUAUCGAAUCAAGAGGGUUUCGGGUGAGCGAGAUCGAUGUGACACAGUUCCUUUUGCCGAAUCGGUGAACGUGUAAUUCAAUGAUCGUGGCGCUCCGAAGUGAAGAAUGACGUUACGGCGCGCGGUGUAACGAACUUGCAACGAUGAUAACACCAGUGUCAGUGCAGUGGGGUUAAAGUGCCAGCCGGUUUAUGGAUAACCACGCCACGCUGAUUGGUUGCACGAGUGCGGACUCGUAUCAAACCGACAACGAGUGGCCAGUGGUCGUGUCGCGAGUGACGCGUUUCGGUAUUUACGUGUAAUUCGGAUCGUUCGUGGAUCCUUUAACAACCACCGGGUUACGAGACAUGAAGAACGAAUGACUGGACCGAGGUGAUCCGCGAUGAGGCCGAAAUCUUGCUCGCUGUUCCUAUUGUUCUGCGUGCUUCUGCCUGGUGUGGUGCGUCCCACUCAUCCCUACUCAUCUCACGAAGAAGGUGAAGAUGCCGCGGAGGAUGAUGACUCGUAUCUUCUAGAGGAAGAUGAGGUGCCUUCGGCUACGAUAGCCAGCGAUACCGAGCUCAUCUCCGAAGGCGGCGGACAUCUGCCGGUUUUUCUCACGGAACCCGUCAAUUCUUUCGUUGUGAAAAACAAACCCGCUACUCUACACUGCAAGGCCGCGCACGCGCUGCAGGUCUAUUUCCGCUGUAACAACGUAAGAGCGGAAAACUCUCAGCAAACGGAUUUCGUGGAUCCGCACACGGGUACCAGGAUAGUCGACUGCGAGCUCAAUGUUACCAGAGAUCACAUCGAGGAGUAUUUCAGUCAAGAUAAAUUCAAAUGCGAAUGCAUCGCUUGGUCUGGAUCGGGACAAAUUAAGAGCCAACCGGCGACUAUUGACGUCGCUUACUUGAAAAAGCAGUUCGAGUCGCCACCGUACUCCGUGUCCGUCGAAGCGGGCCAGAGUACCGAACUCAGGUGUUUGCCUCCUACGGGAGUGCCGCCGCCUCGAGUUUACUGGUUAAGAAAUAAUGUCCCUGUAGACACGGAGACGGACACACUACUCGUAUCCAGCGAGGGCCAUCUUCUUAUCGGUCAGGCUAAACUUAGUCAUCAGGCAAACUACACCUGCGUCGCCGAAAAUAUAGCGGCGAAACGACUGAGCGAGCCAGUCAGUCUAAUAGUAUACGUUAACGGUGGCUGGUCUUCCUGGUCGUCCUGGUCGGAAUGCCACUCGCGAUGCGCGAAAGGCGGUCAGAAGAGGACGAGGACGUGCACGAAUCCAUCGCCCAUGAACGGCGGCCAGGCGUGCCUAGGCCCGUCUCAGCAAAAGAUGGACUGCAACACAGCCUGUCCCGUCGUGGACGGCGGAUGGUCCAGAUGGUCGGCAUGGUCGGUGUGUGGGAGCGACUGCACGCACACAAGAAGGAGGUCAUGCGACGAACCGCCACCCAGCCACGGUGGACGACCUUGCCAGGGCAGAGACAUCAACGUGGCGAAUUGCACCGGCGGUAUGUGCAACGUCGGCAACGCGAAGGUGGGCGGCGCUCAUUUGACCGAGGAAGCGAAUCGCCAGAUGGAUGUAGCCUUAUAUGUCGGUCUAACGGUCGCCUGUGUGGUAAUUGCCGGCUUGGCGUUCUUUCUGGCGAGACUCCUGCGACGCAAAGGUCGCGAUCACUCCUUGUACUCUAUGGCUCGUAAUGAAUUCCAGCCGGAGUUCUUCCCGGACCAGGACAAGAAGCUGAGCCUGCAGCCGGACGUAACGGCGACGAGCGUACCGGCCUGCUACGAGUAUCCUUUCGAUCCGAAGCUGUCGAUGUCGAGAUCCCUUUCGGAGCAUCACUACGAUGUGCCGCAUUUGUCGAUCGCGCCGCAACCGUCGCCGAUGUCGCCCACGCCGAGUACGUCGACCCAGGAGUCCUGCAGCGACAAGCAGAUCCACUCCGACAGCGAGAACAGCGUCACUAGCUCCUACCCGAGCUCGGAUUCAACAUACAAUGUCGCCUCGGAGAGCGUACGGUUGCCAAAGCUGGAAGCCGGAAACGUCGCCCGCGCGGCGGUGAACACGCGCGGCGCCCUGCUGGUCCUUCCGGACUCCGGGAUUUCCAUGUCGGUACCCGAGGGAGCGGUUCCCAAGCCGCUGCGGGAGGAGCUGUAUCUGGCGGUGCUCAACGAGGAUCGUUACAGGCCCCGAUUACCCGACGGGAUAACUCAGUUAUCGGCUGUGGUGACCUGCGGCCCGUCUACGGCAACCUUCAACAAGCCUGUGAUUCUCCAAUUCGAGCAUUGUGCCAUGUUGCAUCCGGCGACUUGGGAGCUGAGCGUAUGGGCGUGCGACGGUGUUAAUAUCGACGACGGUUCGUCAUCUAUGGUGUCCAAAGAUCACCAGUCGAUUACGUGGACCAGAGUGUUGACUUUAGGCAACGAGACUAUCAACACGCCGCUCUUCACUCAGUUGGAUCACGCGGAAGCUUUCAUAGUGACCGAACAAUUACGAGGUUACGUGCUGGCCGGUCAGAGCUGCGAGAAUUCGAUCGCCACGAAACGAUUGCGACUGGCGCUCUUCGCCAGCCAGGCCGGUCAGUGUUGCGUCAGGGUUUACGCCGUGGAGGACACGAGGGCGGCCAUGAAAGCCAUCGUGGACCGGGAGUCACAAAUCCGGGGCUAUCUGCUGGACAAACCUCGCACGUUGCUGUACCAAGACAACGGGGAGUCGCUCUGCGUCAGUCUCGAGGAAGUCGGCAACGAAUGGCAGAGCAAAUCGCCCACAGAACGCCAGGAAGUCUCGUUCCGGGACGUAUGGAACUGCCAGGAGAACGCCAAACACGUGACCUUUGGUCUGGACACGGCCUUUGGCCCGACCACUACGAGAAGCUACAAGCUGCAAGUCGCGCAGGGCAACUCCGACACGAGACAAGUCUUCAGAAUCGUUUACGACGGCGCGAAACAGUUGAUCUCCUCGGGUAGCGUCACGAGGCCGCUUCGAGAAGUCACCGUGGUCAGCAGCGGGCACGCCAACAACGCCACAACGGACUCCACUACUCUGCGGCCGUUCCGAUUUACGAGAUCUUUGAGGAAGCAGCUCUGCCAGUGCUUGGAUCCGCCGAACGCUCUGGGAAACGAUUGGAGAAUGUUGGCGCAGAGGCUUCAAGUCGACAGGUACAUUAAUUACUUCGCGACCAAGGCCAGUCCGACCGAGCACAUUCUGGAUCUGUGGGAGGCGAGGCAUCGUGAACCGACGGCGGUGACGGAUCUGCUCAACCAUCUCAGAGUAAUGGGCCGGACCGACGCCGCCACGAUUCUGGAGGCGCAGCUCGGCCCGUGGCUCUGAAUAAACAGAAAACCGGAUCUUUGAAAGGAGCGUUUCCAGCGGUGAGUGAAAGUCGAGACCACGUUGCACGCCCACAUUUCGCGAGAUCGGUGAAUCAGUGGGUGAUCGAACGGCGAACUCGAGAGAUCGAUCACAGAGUGAGUUACUAGUGAUUUAUGAAUUGCUCACGAAGUUGAGCGCGCGUGAGAACGACAACGAGAUAAUAUAAAGAACGAACCCCGGUUCUCCGAAACGGACUCAUCGAAACACUGCCUUAAUUGUGCGCGGCAAAACGCGCCGGUACUCUGUAAAUAAACGCGAGUUUAGAAGGAAAAGCUCGUGGAUCUCCUGAGAUUUAAGAGGAGAUUCGAUGAGCGUAUUUAAGGACCGUGGCGAUGUUUACCCAAAAGUUCAAGAGCUGAGACGCGCGCGGUCUAUAAAAUGAAAGAAACCUUACAUAUAAUCGUGAUGAAAUUAAUUAGGAACUGUGCAUUUAGACGGAUGUAUCUUGUACAUAAUAUAUACUAAAAAAAAAAAAAAAAAAAACACGCGCGCAGAUACAGAUGGAUAUGUCCAUUUUAGAGAUGGAUGUUUAUAUAUAUA